This is a messenger RNA of Anolis carolinensis (green anole), 2001 nucleotides long. RefSeq lists its product as uncharacterized. The record is from RefSeq and is a predicted model, not a curated record. Lineage: Eukaryota; Metazoa; Chordata; Lepidosauria; Squamata; Anolidae. Bases 1 to 1737 code for a protein of 578 amino acids. The transcript has 2 exons. Gene Ontology annotation, molecular function: zinc ion binding; nucleic acid binding.
AUGAGCGAGGAAGAAGAUCAAAGCCCAAAUGAGGCAGAGAGGCCUUUGCAAGGGGCCCGGCCGAAGAGAGAAGAGACGCUGCAAGCCAUAGCUUCCUCUACGGGGUACCCCAAGCCGAACGGCGUGACCCAGAGAAUUCCCAGGCUCGGAAGAGGCGUCUCUGCGGCUGCAGAAACCAGUUGGGGAUCUGGAGGAAGUAUGCCGGAGACCGUGGCCCUGCGGUUAUCCAUCCUGGAAACUAAUUUAUCCAGGCUGUCGGAAACCGUGGGGAGAUUGGUGCCAUUAUUGGAAGAGAAUCUCCAGAAGGAGGCCAGCCGAUAUGGCGCCGAGAGAGAACCAAGCAAAGAAGGAGAUUGGAGCCAGAGGGGCCAGCGGGCGUCAACGCAGAGCCCCGUGGCGGCAAGGGACGAGGGAGAUGAGGAAUACUGGCAGGAGCUGCAGUUCCGGGACAGCAUGGCGCGAGAAGUGGAGCGUCAGCGAGCCCUGGGGACCCUGAGGCCGCCGUCUCCAACAGAGCUCCCAACCCCCCGAAUGGGCGUCGGGGUGGAAAGGCCACUGGGGCCAGGGAUCGGGUCCAGUGGAUUCGCAGACGAAGGCGGAGAGGAGCGGGGGGUCCAGGAAGAGGAGGAGGAUGUGCCGUACGACGAGGAAAGGCGAGAUGAGGGGGCUACAGCUAGGCCAGUAUGCGGAUGGGCGGAAGAGCCAACAGCGGCGGCAGACUUCCAGGAGCCGCGCAGAAUGACCACCGGAGUGGGGCGCGGCGUGUUCCAAGGAGCCGCCCGAGGAAACCUGAUGCAACCCUUCCCCAUGCCGCCCAGACAACAUCAAAGGGCUGCAGAAUGGAUGCCUAGAAGGGAAGAUCUCAAGCUGGAAUACGGAGGGGAAUCAGAUGAACUGAACUUUUUUCUAAUUAGCAUUAGAGGAUACAUGGAAGACAACGCACACACAUUUCCCUCCGAAGCAAGCAGGGUUCGAGCCAUCGGCAACACACUAAAGCGAGGAGCGGCCAGCUGGUAUGUGCAAUUGCAUGCCAGACGCGACCCAUGCCUGAGGUCAGUGCCCCGCUUCCUCGCCGCACUGGAGAACCGGUUCAGAGACCGGCUAGAGCAAUUGAGGGCUCGAGACCAGCUGAAAGGAAUAAAACAGAGGGACAAAACGGUGCCCGAGUACGCAGAGGAAUUCCUCCACCUCGCGGAAAGGGUACCGGAGUGGUCUGAAGUAACCAAAGUGGAACUAUUUAAAGAGGGACUACGCCCCGAGAUUUUCAGCUGGGCAGCGCACAGAGACGACCCCGAGACGCUCCAGGGAUGGAUUCAACUAGCGGGGCGCGUCGAAUCUACCCUGGCCCAAGUAAAGCGCUUCAGGAGCAGCAGCGGCCAGCAAAGACCGGUGGCGAGAGGUCGAGGAGAAACGAGGAAGCAAGAAAGACCCGGAGGGAGGCCGGGGAUUCCCUCCAGAGGAGACGACAACAAACCUAAACCGGGGUGCUUUGUAUGUGGGAAGACGGGCCACCGAGCAGCGGAAUGCUGGGCCCGGAAGGGGGAGCCGCCAAAAGCCCCAAAACCCAAGCCAGCAACCGGGAGGCGUGCGGAGGAGGAGGUGCAGGCCCCAGAAUCUUCGGAAAGAUUGGACUAUGGUGAAAGAAGAACCGAAGAGGAGGACGAAGAAAACGGGGGCGCCAUGUCAUGCAGCCAGAUCCCAGGGCUGAAUUUCCAAGCCCUGAAUCUGACUUCAUAACAUAAACAUGCGAGCACCUGGCGGGAGAAGAUAAAAUGAGCCUGGGAACUCAGGGGUGAAAGUAUAAACAAUUAUAAUUGCUGUAGUAUGGGGGGGAUAGAAACCUUGGUGGAAAUGUGAUCCAGAAGGUGGGGUUUGAUGAUGAUAUUUGCGUGUGAUAUUACGUUGCAUCAGAAGUGAUAAAAUUAGAUGUAUGUAAACAUUAGGUCAUUCUCGACUUUUCCAAAGUCAUGUAUUCUUCAAUAAAGAUUGUGUUUGAGAGCA